Messenger RNA from Clarias gariepinus (North African catfish), 1278 nucleotides. RefSeq names its product B- and T-lymphocyte attenuator-like. NCBI's taxonomy places the organism in Eukaryota, Metazoa, Chordata, Actinopteri, Siluriformes, Clariidae. The record is from RefSeq and is a predicted model, not a curated record. The coding region runs from base 291 to 1022 and encodes 243 amino acids. Gene Ontology annotation, cellular component: plasma membrane. Gene Ontology annotation, biological process: immune response-regulating cell surface receptor signaling pathway. Gene Ontology annotation, molecular function: signaling receptor activity. The transcript is spliced from 4 exons.
GUGAGAGUUGCCUGAACGAACAUAAGUACACAGUUCCUAAUAAACUGACGAGCACGUGUACAAUAUAGCAGAAUUAAAAUGAGGGAAUUAAAAAAAAAAAAAAUUACCUUUGAAGGUACAGCGUAAAGAGAGGAAGGAAGAGAGAGAGAGAGAGAGAGAGAGAGAGAGAGGGUGGUUGCAUGUGGUUUAUCUUAGCUAGCAUAUUUGAUAACCUUCAGUUCGCAGUCAAACACAGAGAGUGACCUGCUAUCUGUAAUCUGAUAUCUCUCAAUUUUCCGGCAGACCAGACCAUGGACAGGGCAUCUGACCAUUCAGUGUCAGUGUUUAUUAGCUUGCUUUUGGCUUUCACCUUCUUUGUCACUGUAAAUGCACAAGGUCCGGUUGCUUCAUGUGUCCCUGAAAUCAAAGUUCGGAAGAACACAGUUUACGAAUCCUCCAGAGAACGCCGGUUAAACAUCCCCUGCCCGGUGACGUAUUGUGCAGAGGUUCCUGCUGUUGCAUGGAUGAAAAUGGAUGAAACAAGCAAAUACAUACCGAUCACUGAAACAAAUCACGUAUCAAUUACACAAGAAGAAACAGGGUUGAAGAAUAUUAUAUCAUAUUUGAGCUUUAGGGACAUAUCAACACAUAGCAACGGAGUUUACAGAUGUAAGAUUUUCACAGGGAACUUUUCACUGGAAAGCCACAACAUUAAUAUAAAUGUUUCAGUUCCAAGUUACCCCACAGAGUCAGACGUCAGCUGGAUUCUGUACGUCUUCAUCUGCUUAGGAAUAUUUGGCCUAGUCGUGAUGGUGAUGCUGAUCUCUUUUUUAAACAAAUGCCACAGUGUGUGUCCAAUCGAAACUGACUAUCACCAAACUAAAGUAAGAAAAUAUAUAAGGUUUUUUUGUAUUAUUUAUGUUUUAUUUCAUGAUAAGAUGGUUGGCUGGAUAUGUAAUGACCUUGCUUUUCCUUUCCAGUACACCACUGCUGUAUACAGCCUGAUUAAAAGCAGCCCUGGUAUUUCAACAUGUGAGGCCUGAAAGCUUAAGUGGAAAAAAAUGAAUGAAUGGAUGAAUGAAUGAAUAAAUAACACAAAAAAAUGCUUAUGAUUUUGACUUACUCUAUUUUUAGACUGUAACUGUCUAAUCACAUGUUUGUUUUAGCUUCUGUUUUGCUAUACUGCUGACUGUGCUGUGUGUACUGUGGUUUCAUGUGUUAGAGAAAUUUCUAUGCAUAUGCUUGCAAAGAAAGCAAUCGAUGUGUAAAACCUUUCUCAAGCAAUAAGGCAUAAUAGAU